Messenger RNA from Exophiala bonariae, 4614 nucleotides. RefSeq lists its product as uncharacterized. Gene Ontology annotation, molecular function: protein binding; catalytic activity. Gene Ontology annotation, biological process: nucleoside metabolic process. The coding region runs from base 1 to 4614 and encodes 1537 amino acids. The transcript is spliced from 2 exons. The record is from RefSeq and is a predicted model, not a curated record. Lineage: Eukaryota; Fungi; Ascomycota; Eurotiomycetes; Chaetothyriales; Herpotrichiellaceae.
AUGAAGAGACAACGGCUUCAACCGGAAGACUAUAAUUUCGGGUGGAUUUGCGCUCUUCCUGUCGAGCUCGAGGCUGCAACGAAAAUGCUCGAUGAAGCGCAUAAUGACAUUCCUCAAGAUGCGAAUCACUCAAACCUGUACACCCUUGGCCGGAUUAGCGGGCACAACAUUGUCAUAGUCUGUUUGCCAGCUGGACAGAUAGGCACCAACUCCGCUGCAAUAGUCGCCAGCCACAUGAUGUCCAAGUUCCCUUCAAUACACUAUAUUCUAAUGGUGGGUAUUGGAGGGGGUGUCCCUAGCGUCGAGGCUGAUAUACGACUGGGGCAUGUAGUGGUCAGCCAGCCACACCUCGGCCGUAGCGGUGUCGUCCAGUAUGACCUCGGGAAGAGUACACCCAGUGGAUUCGUACGAACUGGUUUCCUAAACGCACCGCCAGCCAUUUUGUUAAGCGCGCUUUCAACUCUGCAAGCUGACUCUUCUGCCUGUCAACGAAGGCUCUCACAAAAGCUUUCUGAGUUCAGUCAUGGCUGUCAGAAUAUAGGACUUGACCUCUUGUUCGAGUCUACCUAUCAGCAUAUUGAAGGGUCAACUUGCGACAAGUGUAGCAACAGUCGACUAGUCUCCCGAGCGCCACGGGCUCAUCAGGGACCCGUGGUUCAUCAUGGGACCAUUGCAUCCGGAAAUCAGGUCAUCAGAGAUGGCACCACAAGAGACAAACUUAGCUCAGAACUAGGCGGCGUGUUGUGUUUUGAGAUGGAAGCGGCAGGACUGAUGAAUAACGUUCCAUGUCUUGUUAUCCUAGGUAUAUGUGACUAUGCCGAUUCACAUAAGAACAAAAAGUGGCAUUCUCAUGCGGCGGCAACUGCAGCUGUCUAUGCUAGGGAACUUCUGUCAAUCAUCCCUACAUUUUCUGAGCCGUCCUUCAAAGGCAGGCAAGCACCUGCCUUGCUUAAACUUCUACCAACAGCGGCUGAAGCAGCCUUCAACUCCUACAGCAAACAACACGAUCUUCUUUGUCUCCCCAACACUCGAGUCGACGUACUUAAUGAAAUUUAUGCAUGGACUGAAGGUGAAGGGCAUCAGUGCGUGUUCUGGUUGAACGGUAUGGCAGGCACAGGCAAAUCUACGAUUGCUCGUACGGUUGCAAGAAGAUUCAGCGAGCUCGGCAGACUAGCGGGUAGCUUCUUCUUUUCCAGAGGUGGCAAAGAUGUCCAUGACGCUAGACUGCUCUUUACAACUAUCGCGAGACAUUUAGCGGACCUCUCGCCCAUCCUGGGUCGGUAUAUCUCCGAAGCGAUCGCUGCUCGAGAAGAGAUCGCCUCCCAGACCUUCGGCGAUCAGUGGACACAACUGAUCGUAGGACCGCUCUCGAAGCUCAGCGGCAGGAUGGUCCAGCAAUCACUUAUCAUUGUUCUUGAUGCGUUAGAUGAAUGCGAAGGAAAUGACGACAUCAGGCUAUUGAUUCGGCUCUUAUCCGAGACGAACAGCACGAGCGCUGUUCGGUUAAGAGUGUUGGUGACUAGCAGACCGGAAUCAGCUAUACGCCACGGAUUUCGCUCCAUGCCAGAGAGUCUGCACCACGACCUUAUUCUUGACGCUAUUUCUCAAGAAGUCGUUGACCAUGACAUAGCGGCAUUCCUUGAGGUCAAAUUCAACGAAAUGAGAGAAUCUUUUGCGUAUCUCCCCAUAGACUGGCCGGGAACUGAGACGAUAGAUUCCCUGGUCCGGAACGCUGGCGGCUUAUUCAUCUACGCAGCGACCGUGUGUCGUUUUAUUCUCACGAAUAAGAAGUGGUCACCUCAGAGAUUGUUGAACCUAUUUACUGCACAGCACACACCAAGUCUCUCAAAAGGCAAUUCUCGUAAGCUCCCAUCACUAUCGCCGACUGCGGAGCUCGACAUGAUGUAUUUGCAGAUUUUGAAGCACUCCAUGCAAGGCAUUGAAGAUUAUGACGACCGAGCGGAACUCGCGGACGAGUUUAAGCAAGUGGUUGGCGCUAUUGCGAUCCUCCCAGAACCACUCUCUCCUACAGCACUAGGAAGACUCCUAGAUGUCGACCAGGAGACAAUUCACAUACUAAUAGAGGGCUUGCGCUCGGUCGUCAGCGUGCCCGAUGACCCGAUUUUACCACUCCGUUUGUUGCAUUCCUCCUUCCGAGAUUUCCUGAUUGAUGAAAACAGGUGUAAUGACCCACUAUUCUGCUUAGACGAGAAAGAAGCGCACCGUACUCUGACUGAGUCUUGUUUGCAACGACUUGAGUCUCCGACAGGCCUCAAGAAAGAUAUCUGCAGCUUAAAACAGCAUGACUCACUCGCAGCAGACCUUGACAAAUCUACUGUAUUGCAAAGUCUUCCAUCUCACAUACAGUAUGCAUGCCUAUAUUGGGCCCAUCACCUUAAGAACAUUGGGCAAGAUCUUUCUGAGGGCGGUCAUCCGCAUUUGUUCCUACAGCACCACUUCCUUCAUUGGCUCGAGGCACUAAGCGUGAUUGGAAAACUUGUGAACGGAGUGCAUGCAAUCGACUUGCUUGAAUCCAUGGUCGACGACGGUAGCAGCCCUCAUCUCUACUCCUUCAUCCGUGACGCUAGGCGAUUCCUACUAUACAACAGGUCAACCAUUGAGAAAGCGCCCCUCCAGGCUUAUUGCUCUGCCCUCAUAUUCGCGCCGCAAAAAAGCCUAGUUCGCAAACAUUUUGUGAGCGAGAUACCUCGUUGGAUUAGGCGGAUGCCAGAAGUUGAACAAGAGUGGAGUUCAUUGCUUCAGACUCUCGAGGGGCAUUCUGGCCGAAUUCGUACUAUUGUGUUCUCAUCGGACGGCCAACUUCUCGCUUCUGCUGGCUAUGACCGGAAGGUUGUUAUUUGGGAUACGAAAACCGGAGCUUUCUGCAGCAGGCUCGAGGGCCACUCGGAUUGUAUUCUUACUGCUGUCUUUUCUCCUGAUGGAAAAUCGCUUGCCACCGGCUCAGCGGACAGGACUAGCAGAAUCUGGGAUGUUGGAACAAGGAAACCACUUGUUGUUCUUAACGGCCAUACUGCCUCAAUUUACAGUGUGGAUUUCUCGCCGAGUGGUUUACUCUUGGCGUCUGCAUCAGGCGACACAACAAUCAGACUGUGGGGUACAAAAACCUGGCAGAUACGAGCUAUACUCAGUGGUCAUGAAGAAUCAGUUCGAACGCUGAAGUUUUCGCCCAAUGGCGAACUAAUUGCAUCUGCAGCAAAAGAUGGGGUUAUCAGAAUCUGGGAUCCACAGAACGGGCAGUGUGUUCACAGUUUUCGAGCUCAACUGGAAAUCACGCCCUCACUUGCUUUCUCACUAGAUAGUCAAGUGCUAUUUUCCGCCUACCCUUAUGAGAUCAUGCAGUGGGAAGUGAAGAGAUGGACUUGCUUGCGUAGUGUCGAAACUUCUGGGAAGCACUUGGGAUUUACACUAGAUGGAAGGUAUGCUGCCUCCUACACGGAAAGUAGCAAGAUUUGUAUCCAUGAUGUGUUAACAGGGAUAAGAUGUGGCGCCUACGAAAUUCACCGGGCCGAUAUAUCCAUCAUAGCAUUCUCACCAGUCCAGAAGCUUCUAGCAUCGGCCUCGUAUGGCGCGAGCAUUGAGCUUUGGGACACAACGGUUGAGGGAUGCCUCGAAACACAUAGGAGCCAUUCGGCGCGAGUUGAGGCAGUUUCCUUUUCUCCAAACGGCAAGAAAUUCGCCUCGGUAUCGUUCGAUGCGACUGCCAAGAUAUGGGACAUGAGUACCGGGGAAUGCCAACGCACGCUCGCAGGCCAUUCAUCUGUGGGCGGCUUGGUAUUUUUCUCUCCGGAUGGCCACUUAUUCGUGACUGAUUUACGGGACAAUGUUAAGAUUUGGAAUCCCGAAAACAGAGAAUGUCACGCCACUGUUAAGCCAAAUUUUAGCGCUACGGUGAUCGUUUGCUCAACAGAUGGCCUGCUCCUUGCAUGCUCAUCAAAGAGUCAGAAUGUGAAUAUCUGGGAUUUAGGCAGCAGUACUCUACUCAGUACUUUGGAAGGCCACUUGGAUAUUGUUUAUUCACUAGCAUUUUCUCCUGACGGCCAUACCCUCGCCUCGGGUUCUUACAACAAGACCAUCAUAUGGGAUGCACAUUUGGGGACCUCACGCAUCAUUCUUGCCGGUAGGGGAGGCUACGUAUAUUGUCUCGCAUUCUCGACCGACAGCAAAUUUCUUGCCUCAAGUAGCGAAUAUGGAGUCACAUUAUGGAACAUACACACUUCAGAACAGAUCCUGACUCUUGAAGUUAGAAAUAUCGAUCAAAUCUCCUUUUUCCGUGGCGGACUCUAUAUACUGAAAGAAGACAAAAUUCUUGCGCUCAAAUACGCUUGCCACUUGCCUGUUGAGAAAGAAGAAGAAGAAGAAGAAGAAGAAGAAGAAGAACACGACGACGACGAAGACUCACUACAGUCCCGAGCAACAAACCGCUGGAAGAACGCGAAGCUGUUUACUGUUUUGGAAUUUCCUUCAGAAUACCGGGGGAGAUAUGCUGUUAAUGGCAAUGUAAUUGGUAUGGGUCUUGAGUCCGGUCGAGUCACCUUUAUGGAAGUUGACCUGGAUAACGUGCCACUAGGUGCAGCCACCCUAGGUAUAGAUUAG